UUAUAAGUCUUGAUACGAAGAUAUCUUUCAGUUCGGUGGAAAAACCAACGGUUGUAACUUCCUUGAGGACAAGAGAGAAGUUUUUGGUGCAUUUUUCUUAAGUUUUACGAAAUGUCUCCUUUAACGAUUUUUUUACUUAUUGCAAUAUGCAAGAUUAGUUUUACAACGGGAUUUAUGGUAAAAGCGUAUUUAAGCCCUUCAAAUUCUUCGAAUUUUCCUCGAAUUAAAGCGGAGAAUUUUUUUCCUUCGCUUUGGCAAUUCACCAUGUGUUCUUGGUUGAAACCUUACCCAUUAAAUGAUAAUGAAUUGACAAUUAUAUCAUACGCCACUUCUAGGCAUGACGAAGCUAUAUACAUUUGUCUCAAGCGACGUGAUGCAGACUACAUAGUGCUCUUCCGGAUCCAAACUGGUUGGUCAGAUUUGCAAUGUGCUUUACCUUGGAAACAGGGACAAUGGUAUCAUUUGUGCGCAACUUGGUUCGCUCCAACGAAAACUAUUCAUCUUUAUCAAAACGGACAAGAAUGUGAGCAUUUGAAAACCUAUAAUGAUUUUCCAAGCACAGAGGUACCAUCGGGUGGCACACUGGUCAUCGGUCAAGAUCAAGACGCUCCAGAUUCUAAGUAUCAGCUGUAUCAAUCUUAUCACGGAGAUAUAGCCGAGGUUCAUUUUUGGGAUGAACAACUGAGCCUGGAGCAAAUUCGAGAUAUUGGAAGCUGCAAAGGAAGUAUGAGAGAAGGAAAUCUCUUCGCUUGGAUGAAGACUCCAAUGACUGUUAAAGAUAAUGUUGUUUUGUCGGCUACUCAUCUUUGUUAUAAUUAAACGUGUACUCAUCAUCAUCUUUACUAAAAGAAAUAAUUUCGAUGUUAAGAUUAAUUUUAGUUUUUGAAUUUUUAAACAAACUGCAAAAAUGAUAUGCAUGUCAUCAGUUUUCGUUUAUUCGCUAUCAUCAAAAGUCGACUUGUAUUUUAUGUAUAUAAGAUACAAAGUUGGUAUGAAUAGAGCUUUCUGUCUGUUAAUGUUAAGUACUCAUUUAUUAUAAUACAUAUUAAUCUUGCUUAUAUCAUUAUUAAGCUGUUUUAUCUAAUAUUA
Centruroides sculpturatus (bark scorpion) is the source of this 1089-nucleotide messenger RNA. RefSeq names its product C-reactive protein 1.4-like. The record is from RefSeq and is a predicted model, not a curated record. The transcript has 2 exons. Bases 112 to 819 code for a protein of 235 amino acids. NCBI's taxonomy places the organism in Eukaryota, Metazoa, Arthropoda, Arachnida, Scorpiones, Buthidae.